AUGAGCAGCAAGCGAACACCGGAAGAUUAUGUGUUUCACGAAAAACUAGGCCAGGGCUCGUAUUCGACCGUUUUCCGGGCUGUGGAACGCAACAACAGCGCGAGAAACUACGCUGUUAAGGUAUGCUCCAAAAAACACAUUAUCCAGGAGAGAAAGGUGAAAUAUGUGACCAUUGAAAAGGAUUUGUUGAAUAGUCUGGGUCGCGGAGGCCAUCCCGGCAUUGUACAAUUAUUCUGUACCUUUCACGAUGCCGAAAGCCUGUAUUUCGUGCUGGAAUACGUUAGCGGAGGAGAACUUCUGAAUUUGCUGCGUAGAACGGGUCCCUUGCCAGAAACUUGGUCCAGGCACUUGUUUGCCCAACUGGUAGAUACAGUGGACUACAUGCAUUCCAACGGCGUGAUUCAUCGUGAUUUGAAGCCCGAAAACGUGUUACUCUCGCAGGAGGGCAGAAUCGUAAUAACCGACUUUGGAGCCGCUUGCUCGAUCGCAAAUACAGUCCAGGACCGCUCUGCUUCUUUUGUCGGAACCGCAGAGUAUGUAGCACCAGAAUUGCUGCUCUACAGCCAGUGUGGUCUGGGAUCCGACAUCUGGGCCUUGGGCUGCAUACUUUACCAAUUGACGCAAGGAGCACCGCCUUUUCGAGGAGACAACGAGCUGCGAACUUUCGAACAAAUUGUAGCGCUAGACUACAAGUGGCGACUUCCAACAAUACCCCAAGUUGUGACUUUGGUACAGAGUAUACUGGUGCUGGACCCGCUUCUGAGGCCCACUUCAAAACAACUAAAAGAAGACCCCUGGCUCGCCUCAGUUAAGUGGAAUAUUAAAUCAACUCUAUGGAAGGGUAUCUGGGAGCUACCUAACCAAACCAAGACUAAACAAAAUUUAUAUCAGAGGCGUCCGUCAACGUCCAACAGCCUGAAUACAGCUACCAAACUACGGCCGGUGAAAAGAAAACCGGCACAACCAAGAAGUACAACAGCUAUUGUAGAAUGGAGACAAAAACUAGGACUCAACUCGCUGCCGUCACCGCCACCUUCGGCCGGCAGCGCCAAGUUUGCUGCCAAUGCUCAGAUGCCUCAGUUGCCGACAUCUGAACCUAAGGCACCACAAAGUCGCCCUGAGACGUCGUCGUCUUCGUCUUCGACAUCACUGAACACCGCCGGAGCUGCCACGAGCCCGCCCCUGCUAAAGCGAGAUCUCAUCAACAUAUUGGAAAUACCCUACAGUCCCUCACAAAAAUGUCUAACGUUUGCAAGCUUUUCAACCGUACAGGAUUCCGUGAUUACAGACUUCGUUACUCACAAUAAGGAUGCUAUUAUGAAAAGGUCGUCUACAUGUAUUAUGACCUUAGACGCAAGAGGACAUCUCUCAAGCAGAGAGCAGCAUCAUCCGAUGAAGCAUAUGAUCUCGAUCUCCGACCCAGAACUUUCUAUGUACGAUUUUGAGUUUGAUGAGUCCAGAGGAACAGGGUUCUUGAUCCUAGAGAAAUACAAAUCCAAGCUCUGGUUUCUGUCUGCAGCCAAUCCAGAUAACAGCUGGCCUAGUGACAUCGGAGCCCUAAACAGCCACAAACCCUGGGUCGAAUCCUUUUUUAUGGCAAGGAAACUUGAAGCUGGCGCCGGAUCUCAAAAAUCGAAACCCGUAGCCCGUUCAAACUCUCCUGGUUUACCUCGUAAUAGUCCCCCUGUCGCUUUAGCGAAAGCGAAGCCAAAAUUGAAGAACAACGGUGGUAUUUCUCCUAACAUGCUGGUAAGCUCAAGCCGAUACGAGGUUCUUCAUUCACUGUCAGGCCCUGGUAUGAAGGGUACCGACGCUAGCAGCGGUGCAAGCGCUGCCUUUCGAAGUCUCCGAAAAAAGUAG
This is a messenger RNA of Lachancea meyersii CBS 8951, 1860 nucleotides long. The record is from the annotation of a GenBank genome assembly. NCBI's taxonomy places the organism in Eukaryota, Fungi, Ascomycota, Saccharomycetes, Saccharomycetales, Saccharomycetaceae.